Molecule: messenger RNA, 7901 nt
Organism: Anolis sagrei ordinatus
Lineage: Eukaryota; Metazoa; Chordata; Lepidosauria; Squamata; Anolidae
Gene: ARID1B
Product: AT-rich interaction domain 1B
Biological process (GO): chromatin remodeling; regulation of transcription by RNA polymerase II; positive regulation of DNA-templated transcription
Cellular component (GO): SWI/SNF complex; nBAF complex; brahma complex
Molecular function (GO): nucleosome binding; DNA binding
Source: RefSeq, a predicted model, not a curated record
UGCCGAGCUCAGCGCUAGAGGCCAGGCGGGCUUUCCCUUCCUCUCCUCCUCCUCCGCAGAAUCCGGGAUCGGAAUCCACUCCGCGUUUUCCAUGCGGCCCAGUCUCUCAGCAGAAGUGGAUCGUAGUGGUUGGAGCUCCUUUUCUCUCUCUCUCUCUGUCCUUCCUGCCAUGCACGCUGGGCCAGAUCGGCUCAGCCAGACGUGUAUUUAGUUAUAUUUACCCAUAUCCGGGUUCAAAGCGGAGAAAAAAAGACAGAAAGAGAAAGAAAGAAAGAGGAAGAAAGAGAAAGAAAGAAAGAGAGAAAGGAAAGAAGGAGAGAGAAAGGACGAAAAGAGAGAGAAAGAAAGGAAAAGUUUUAUUGACUCCCCCUCAAAACCCCCUCCCAAAAUAACUUUCCUCGUGAGAGCCCACCACAGGCGUCCUUAAUUAAGCAAGGACUCAGCCAAGGAGGGGAGUUGAACUCAAUAUGGAAUAACCAAUCUAUUAUUUUGGGGUUUUUGUGGGUGGGUUGGCAAACAAUCCGGAGUUCCACUUAUUGUGGGGGUUGUGUUUCCCUCUCCUCUUGGGGUUUCCCCCUUUUUCUUUCUUUUCUGCAUCCUUAUUUAUGACUAUUUGCUCCCGGAGUGAGCCAUGUUGCCUUGAUCAUGGCCGCGCAAGUGGCGGCGAGGGAGAACAACCGAGGCAGCAAGAGCCCCACUUUGCCGGGAAGCAGCAACAACAGCAGCAGCUUAAGCCAGGACUCUCUGGGCGCAGAUGGGACGAACAGCAACAACAAGAGCGGAGGCUUAAACAACGUGGAGCUCCAACACCAGCACCACCACCACCUCCUCCACCGCCGCCUCCACCAUCAUGAGCUGAGCGCGGCCAAUAAUGCAACUCCUUCUCCUCCUUCGAAUCACAACGCAAGCAACAUCAUCGGUGGUGGCGGUGGUGGCGGCGGCUCUUCUCCCUCGGAGGCGCUUCUCAAAGAGUCCCCCGGCUUGUUCGCGGCGAUGGAGGCCGGCCUGGCGCCCAACCACAAGCUGAAAGGCGUCGGGGGCGACCACCUCCACGCUCACGCGGCCUCGCUGCCCUUCCAGCUCCGGCAGGCCUUGCACAGGAGCCCCUUCCAACCGCAGCAGCAGCAGCAGCAACAACAGAGUCACAACAGCAACGGCGGAGGCGCUGCUCAGCCUGGCAGCGCAGACAUGGAGCCGCCUCAAGAGCAGCAACAUGGAGGCCACGAAGGCGCUUUGGGGGCCCCCAACCAGGCCGGGGCGGCCACGGGGAAGGCGGCGAGGGCCUUGAAGAAAGGAGGGGAGGAAGGAGACGCGGAGAAAAUGGGACCAGGAGGAGGAAGUAGUAGUAGUAGUGGUGGUGGCAAUAGUGGAGGCCCCUCCGCCGCCUCGGAGUUUAAUAGCUAUUACAGCGGGAGCAACAACAACAACGGCAACAGCGCCUCCUCUUCUUCCUCCUCCUCCUCCUCUUCCUCCUCCUCCUCCGCCAGCCGGGCCGGGCCUUGCUUUGAUCAACAUGGCGGACAACAAAGCCCCGGGAUGGGGCUAAUGCUCCCCGCGGCAACGGCAACGGCGGCAGCAGGAGCGACAGGGGGGCCUCUCAGCAUGGAGCCCGCGCCCCACUCCCACGACGCCUUCGCCCACGGGCACUACAACCACUACGCCUACGGGAGGCCUGGAGCUGGAGCAGGAGGAGGAAGCGGAGGAGGAGGAAGCAGCUAUGGGAACAGCCCGUCCUCGGCCUUCGGGGUGCUGGGCUCCCCCAGGCAGCUCCCUCCGCAGGGCAUGAUGCUGGGCCCAAGCGGAGGCGGAGGAGGAGGCGGCAGUAAGGGCUUCCAGCGCUUCCCGGGCCCGGCGCAGCAGCAGCAGCAGCAGCACCCCUCGGGAGCCACGCCGACCUUGAACCAGCUCCUGACUUCGCCCAGCCCCAUGAUGCGGAGCUACGGGGGCAGCAGCGGGUACCCCGAGUACGGGCACCCGGCCCCGGCGGCCCCGCAGCCCCAGCCCCCCUCCACCCAAGCCGCCGCCUCCGCCUCUUCUUCUUCUUCUUCCUCCUCCUCGGCGGGGCUGGCGGGCAAGGACGGGGGCCCGUUCGGGGCCAGCAGCGCCAACGCCAGCCCGGCCUGGGCCCCCGCCGCCGCGCCACAGCGGGGACACCCGGCCAUGAGCCCCGGGGCCAGCACCGCCGCCGCCGCCGCCGCCGCACAGGCCCUCGGCAGGAGCCAGGGCAACACAAUGGAUCCCAUGGUAAUGAAAAGACCUCAGUUGUUUGCAGUGGGAAACAGUCCUCACACCCAGACCCAGCCAAGCAGUCCGUAUCCAGGGCAGUCAUAUGGACCUCCAGGACCACAGCGCUUUUCAAUGGGAAUGCAAGGCCGGACUUCAGGUUCCAUGGGAGGGAUGCAGUAUCCACAGCAACAGAUGCCACCCCAGUAUGGCCCACCAGGUGUAACUGGUUACUGCCAACAGCCAUAUUACAACCAACAACCACAACCUCAGCACUUGCCUCCUCAGGCUCAGUAUCUGUCGCAGGCCCAGCAGAGGUACCAGGCCCAGCAGGAAAUGUCUCAGGAGGGCUAUGGAACCAGGUCCCAACCCCCUAUCACCCAAGGCAAGCCCAACCAUGAAGAAAUGAAUUUGAUCCAGCAGGAAAGACCAUCAAGCUUACCAGUUGAAGUCUUGGCCUCCGAAGAUACUUCAUUUGGACUCAAGGAUUUAUCGGGCUCCAUUGAUGACCUGCCUACAGGAACUGAAGCAACACUGAGUUCAGCAGUUAGUGCAUCAGGUUCUACCAGCAGUCAAGGGGAGCAGAGCAACCCAGCACAAUCACCUUUCUCCCCUCAUGCCUCCCCACAUCUCUCCAGCAUCCCUGGGGGACCUUCCCCUUCCCCUGUGGGUUCUCCUGUUGGAAGCAACCAGUCAAGAUCUGGUCCCAUUUCUCCUGCAAGUAUUCCAGGUAGCCAGAUGCCAUCCCAGACUCCUGGUAGCCAGUCGGAAUCUGGAUCCCAUCCUGCUUUGAGCCAGUCACCAAUGCCCCAGGAUCGAGGUUUCAUGGCAGGCAUCCAGAGAAAUACUCAGUUGUCUCAAUAUGCAGCUCAACCGUCUGGGCCUUCCAUGUCCCCUCAUCCUUCCCCUGGAGGCCAAAUGCAUUCUGGAAUUGGUAGCUUCCCACAGAAUAACUCCAGUGGCACAUAUGGGUCUCAGGUGAACCAGUAUGGACCACAAGGAAACUACUCCAGACAGCCACCAUACUCUGGAAUUACCAACACAAGCUACAGUGGCCCGGGACCUGGCAUGGGUAUUAAUGCCAGCAACCAGAUGCAUGGACAGGGGCCGGGCCAACCUUGUGGUACUAUGCCCCUGGGACGAAUGCCAUCAGCUGGGAUGCAGAGCAGGUCGUUUCCAGGAAACAUGAGCAGCAUGACCCCAAGUUCUCCAGGGAUGUCUCAGCAGGGAGGCCCAGGGAUGGGACCACCCAUGCCAACUGUGAAUCGUAAGGCACAGGAGGCGGCUGCAGCAGUGAUGCAAGCUGCUGCAAACUCCGCCCAGAGCAGGCCACCAUACAUUAGGUCGCCUGCUUAUCCCAGCCAGUCUGGGGCUGGCGGACGCCCCAUGUUUUCUUCACAGCACCCCAACUAUGGCAACGCUCAGGCUCCCAUGAUGCAUCAGCCUGACCAAUACGGGCAAGGCAGUUUUCCUGUCAUCAAUCAGAGUGGCAUUAUGGGAUCCAGCUCUCCCUACACCCAGCCAAUGAACAACAACUCAAGCCUGAUGAACCCUCAAGCAUCACCUUACAGCAUGGCACCUAACAUGGUGAACAGUUCCACAGCUCCUAUGGGUCUUGCAGAUAUGAUGACUCCUGGUGAAUCUAAGCUCCCCAUCCCUCUCAAACCAGAUGGAAAAGAAGAAGGUCCUCAGCCUGAGAGCAAAAAGGAUAGCUACAGCUCUCAGGGUAUUUCUCAGCCCCCAACCCCAGGCAACCUGCCAGUCCCUUCCCCAAUGUCCCCAAGUUCUACUAGCAUCUCCUCAUUUCAUGGAGAUGAGAGUGAUAGCAUUGGCAGCCCAGGCUGGCCAAAGACUCCAUCAAGCCCUAAAUCAAGUUCCUCCACCACAACUGGAGACAAGAUCACAAAAAUGUAUGAACUUGGAAAUGAAGCCGAGCGCAAAAUGUGGAUAGAUCGGUAUCUCAGCUUCAUGGAAGAGAGAGGCACACCUGUUGCUAGUCUCCCUGCUGUAGGCAAGAAGCCACUGGAUCUUUUCAGGCUUUAUGUCUGUGUUAAGGAGAUUGGAGGUUUAGCCCAGGUUAAUAAAAAUAAAAAGUGGCGUGAGCUAGCAACCAACCUUAACGUUGGAACUUCAAGCAGUGCAGCCAGCUCCCUGAAAAAACAAUAUAUUCAGUACCUGUUUGCCUUUGAAUGCAAAAUUGAACGAGGAGAGGAGCCCCCUCCCGAAGUCUUUAGUACUGCAGAUACCAAGAAACAACCCAAGAUUCAGCCGCCAUCUCCUGCUAACUCGGGUUCUCUUCAAGGUCCACAGACCCCUCAAUCUACUGGUAGCAAUUCCAUGACAGAAGUGCCAGGUGACCUCAAGCCUCCAACACCAGCAUCUACACCCCAUGGACAAAUGACACCUAUACAGGGCAGCAGAAAUAGUUCCAUUAGUGUACAUGAUCCAUUUUCGGAUGUAAGUGAUUCCACAUUCCCAAAGCGAAACUCCGUGACCCCAAAUGCUGCCUAUCAGCAGACAAUGAAUAUGCCAGAUAUGAUGGGAAGAAUGCCCUAUGAACCAAAUAAGGACCCUUUUGGCGGGAUGAGAAAAAUGCCUGGAAACAGUGAACCCUUCAUGACCCCUGGACAGAUGCCCAACAGUGGAAUGCAAGACAUAUACAACCAAGCACCCUCAGGAGCAAUGUCAAAUAUGGGCAUCGGCCAGCGCCAGCAGUUUCCCUAUGGCAGUGGUUAUGACCGAAGGUCGGAUCAUGGGCUGGGUCCUGAAGGCAGUAUGGGAGCACCUGGUCAAAGCAACAUGGUGCCUUCAAACAAUGACCCAAGCAUAUACCCUUCCAACCAUUACUCUGGGCAGCAAAGGCAUGAACCAUAUGGACAGCAAUAUCCCGGGCAAGGACCUCCUUCAGGACAACCAUCUUAUGGAGGACACCAACCUGGAAUGUUUCCACAACAGCAGAACUACAAACGGCAUAUGGAUGGCAUGUACGGACCUCCAGCAAAACGCCCUGAAGGAGAUAUGUUUAACAUGCCAUAUGGCAACCAACAGCAAGAUAUGUUUAACCAGUAUAGCAAUGCUUAUUCUGGACCAGACAGGCGGCCCAUACAGGGACAAUAUCCAUAUCCAUAUAACAGAGAGAGGAUGCAGGGUCCAGGACAAAUGCAACAACAUGGAAUACCUCCUCAAAUGAUUGGUGGCCCUAUGCAGUCAUCAGCCUCCAGUGAAGGACCCCAGCAAAACAUGUGGCCAACAAGAAAUGAUAUGUCUUACCCAUAUCAGAACAGGCAGGGCCCUGGAGGCCCUGCCCAGGCCCCACCCUAUCUAGGAAUGAACCGUAAUGAAGAUAUGAUGGUGCCCGACCAGAGGAUAAACCACGAAAGCCAGUGGCCUUCUCAUGUCAACCAGCGUCAGCCUUCUUACAUGUCAUCCUCCGCUUCCAUGCAGCCUAUCACCCGACCUCCUCAGUCAUCUUACCAGACACCACCAUCAAUGCCAAAUCACAUCUCUCGAGCUCCAAGCCCUGCAUCUUUCCCACGAUCCCAUGAAAAUCGUAUGUCACCAAGUAAAUCCCCUUUCUUGCCCUCUAUUAAGAUGCCUAAGGUUAUGCCCACUGCUCCAGUACCACAGACCACAGGCCCUCCAACCCACCCACCAUCCAUUAGGCGGGAAAUAACAUUUCCACCAGGCUCCGUAGAAGCAUCACAACCAGUCUUGAAACCAAGACGAAAGAUUACCUCAAAAGAUAUUGUAACUCCUGAGGCCUGGCGAGUGAUGAUGUCUCUUAAAUCAGGCCUUCUUGCUGAGAGUACCUGGGCAUUAGACACUAUUAAUAUCCUUCUGUAUGAUGACAGUACUGUUGCUACUUUCAAUCUCUCUCAGUUAUCUGGUUUUCUUGAGCUUUUAGUGGAAUAUUUUAGAAAAUGUCUCAUAGACAUAUUUGGGAUCCUAAUGGAAUAUGAAGUGGGACAUCCGGGACCAAAACUACAAAAUUCAGCUCAGAAACAGGAUAGCCAAUCUACCGCACAAGGUGCCAGAAAAGAGGAUGAAAACAAUGAUGAAUGUAUUGAUUAUUUUGCUGAAUUUGAGGAUGAGGAGGAAGAUGAAAAUGAAAACACUGAAGCAGAAGAGAGGAGCACUGCUCUUGCUCCAUCUGGUGCCACUGCUGAUCCAAGUGAGAGGCCAAAACAAGCCAGUAAAUUUGACAAGCUGCCAAUAAAAAUUGUAAAGAAAAAUAAUCUAUUUGUUGUAGACCGAUCCGACAAACUGGGACGUGUUCAGGAAUUCAACAGUGGACUUCUCCAUUGGCAGCUAGGUGGGGGUGAUACAACUGAGCACAUCCAGACCCACUUUGAGAGUAAGAUGGAGAUUCCUCCUCGCAAGAAGCCGCCUCCAUUGAACUCUUCAAGUAAAAAAAGGAAUAUAGAGGUUAAAGGAGAAUUGGAAGAACAGCAAGACAAAGGGAUAUCAGCCACCAUAGAUGAUGUCUUGUCAGCUCGUCCAGGAGCAUUAUCUGAAGGUUCAGAUUCUAGUUCUCAUACAGAUAGCAGUAAAUUUCCAUUUGGAAUUCAUCAAGCCAAAAGUCAUCGAAACAUCAAGCUGCUAGAAGAUGAGCCUCUGAGUCGAGACGAAGCUCCUCUAUGCACCAUAACCCAUUGGCAGGACUCUUUGGCCAAGCGUUGCAUCUGUGUGUCAAAUAUUGUUCGCAGCUUAUCUUUUGUGCCUGGCAAUGAUGCUGAAAUGUCAAAACAUCCAGGCUUAGUGCUCAUCUUGGGAAAGUUGAUCCUUCUCCAUCAUGAGCACCCAGAAAGAAAACGUGCACCACAGACGUAUGAAAAAGAAGAAGAGGCGGACAAAGGGGUGGCCUGCAACAAGGAUGAGUGGUGGUGGGACUGCCUUGAAGUCUUGAGGGAUAAUACAUUGGUCACACUAGCCAACAUUUCUGGGCAGCUAGACUUAUCUGCUUACACAGAAAGCAUCUGUUUGCCAAUUUUGGAUGGCUUACUGCACUGGAUGGUGUGCCCUUCAGCAGAGGCACAGGAUCCUUUUCCAACAGUGGGGCCCAAUUCAGUCCUCUCGCCUCAGAGACUUGUACUGGAAACUCUGUGCAAACUCAGUAUCCAAGACAAUAAUGUGGACCUUAUCUUGGCUACUCCCCCAUUCAGUCGUCAGGAGAAACUCUAUGCUACUUUAGUUAGGUACGUUGGGGACCGCAAAAAUCCAGUCUACCGAGAAAUGUCCAUGGCACUCUUAUCGAACCUUGCACAAGGGGACACUUUAGCAGCAAGGGCAAUAGCUGUGCAGAAGGGAAGCAUUGGAAACUUGAUAAGCUUCCUUGAAGAUGGGGUCACUAUGGCCCAGUAUCAGCAGAGCCAGCAUAAUCUCAUGCACAUGCAGCCUCCACCUCUAGAGCCACCUAGUGUAGACAUGAUGUGCAGGGCAGCCAAGGCUUUGCUGGCCAUGGCUCGGGUGGAGGAGAACCGUUCAGAGUUCCUUUUGCACGAGGGCCGUUUGCUGGAUAUCUCAAUAUCUGCUGUCCUGAACUCUCUGGUCGCAUCUGUAAUCUGUGAUGUACUUUUUCAGAUUGGGCAGUUAUGACAUAAGUGAGAAGCCAAGCAUGUGUGAGUGGAGAUUGAGGGUCACAUAUAACUGGCUGUUUUCUGUACCUGUUUAUCCAGUGU